Messenger RNA from Serpula lacrymans var. lacrymans S7.9, 229 nucleotides. RefSeq lists its product as uncharacterized. The record is from RefSeq and is a predicted model, not a curated record. Lineage: Eukaryota; Fungi; Basidiomycota; Agaricomycetes; Boletales; Serpulaceae. The annotation marks the transcript as partial. The transcript has 2 exons.
GACUAUUUCAAAAUAUAACUUCUCUCACGAACAAGGCCCGUAGGCACGGCAGAGUCCCAAAGCUCCAGUCCGUAUCUUCAUUGUCGCGACUGCGAAGCCACUACCAAGGAAAUGGGGUGGAGCUUUUUUGUUAUGUGACAACACAAUAUGCGAUCAUCCAUAGAUAUCUGUUGGUUGGCGGAUAGGACAUAUAUGGCUAUCAAGGCAGCAUGGAACAGGAUCACGUUGC